UAAAUUUUGCUGGCAUCGGAGGGUUAAGCGAACAAAUUCGAGAGCUUCGAGAGGUUAUAGAGCUACCAUUGAUGAAUCCAGAACUUUUCCUUCGUGUGGGCAUUAAACCACCAAAAGGUGUUCUCUUAUAUGGUCCUCCAGGAACUGGUAAAACCCUCUUGGCUCGCGCUGUGGCUAGCACUCUGGAAACGAAUUUUUUGAAAGUGGUUUCAAGUGCUAUUGUCGAUAAGUAUAUCGGAGAGAGUGCGAGAUUAAUCAGGGAAAUGUUUGGUUACGCUAAAGAUCACGAACCUUGUAUCAUCUUCAUGGAUGAGAUUGAUGCAAUUGGUGGGAGACGAUUUUCCGAAGGUACCAGUGCAGAUCGUGAAAUUCAGAGGACUCUUAUGGAGCUUCUGAAUCAAAUGGAUGGUUUUGAUUAUCUCGGACAAACGAAGUUAAUCAUGGCUACUAACAGACCGGAUACUCUGGAUCCCGCUUUAUUACGACCUGGGCGAUUGGAUCGUAAAAUCGAGAUUCCAUUACCCAACGAAAUAGGACGUCUCGAAAUUUUAAAAAUACAUUCAGCGCCAAUAACCAAACAUGGUGAAAUUGAUUACGAAGCCAUCGUGAAACUAUCUGAUGGAUUUAAUGGAGCUGAUCUGCGUAAUGUAUGCACAGAGGCAGGUAUGUUUGCUAUUCGUGAAGAGAGAGAUUACGUUGUUCACGAAGAUUUUAUGAAGGCUGUUAGGAAGGUCGGAGAUGCUAAGAAAUUAGAAUCAAAAUUGGACUAUGAAAAGUUAUAG
Messenger RNA from Acaulospora morrowiae, 782 nucleotides. The record is from the annotation of a GenBank genome assembly. Lineage: Eukaryota; Fungi; Glomeromycota; Glomeromycetes; Diversisporales; Acaulosporaceae.